Messenger RNA from Cladophialophora psammophila CBS 110553, 2145 nucleotides. RefSeq lists its product as uncharacterized. Gene Ontology annotation, molecular function: protein-lysine N-methyltransferase activity. The record is from RefSeq and is a predicted model, not a curated record. The coding region runs from base 1 to 2145 and encodes 714 amino acids. The transcript is spliced from 2 exons. NCBI's taxonomy places the organism in Eukaryota, Fungi, Ascomycota, Eurotiomycetes, Chaetothyriales, Herpotrichiellaceae. Gene Ontology annotation, biological process: peptidyl-lysine monomethylation.
AUGGACCCCGAUGAGACUACAUUGAAUCAAGAUGCAAUCGACAAGAAGCCCAAAAGCUCUACGCCUGUAUUGCGCAUGGCCGCAAAAGAUACCGCAGCAGCAGACGUCUUCCACAACCAUCGUCACCUCGUUGAUUGGGUCCUCGAAAAUGGAGGAUACUUGCACCCGCACGCUCGGAUUGCCUUCAGCUCGCGCAACGGCUACCAUGCUGUCGUCGCCGAUGGUCAAUCUCUCGUGAGUGGAACCCGUGUUGCCAGUUGCCCAAUGCCAGUAUCAUUAUCAGUGCUCAACGCUUUCGACGUUGCCCCGUUCUCAAAUCAUGGCACGCACUUUCCAAUGCCUUUCCUGCGCAAUCAGUCGGAGACGCCCGAGUCGUUGCAAGCCUUCUUCUUGAUGGAGCAACUGAUCCUUGGAGAGAAGUCGUGGUGGGCUCCCUACAUUGCUACGUUGCCUACAGUGGAAGACAUCACAGUGUUGCAGUUUGAGGAGGAAGCGGAUGUCAUGUGGCUAGAGGGAACCAAUCUCAAAGGUGGGGUCUCCACGCAAGAUGCUAAAUGGAGAGACAUGUAUUUGCGAGGCUCGGCCCUGUUGAGAAAAUUGGGCUGGGUCAGUGCGCUGAACGGAUCCUACACAUGGCCUCGCUUUCGUUGGGCAGCUACAAUUUUUGGCAGUCGCUCUUUCACCUCACAGGUUCUUGAUGCAACUCUCCCGGCUGAUCUUGCGACCAUCCACGGCGCGACCAUCCAACGCCGACAACAGCCUCACGACCUUGUCAAGCUCUUUGGUGACCGCUUCGCGGUUCUACUUCCACUUCUUGAUCUCCUCAAUCAUAGGCCGGCAGCCCAGGUUGAAUGGCAAGCCCAUUACCAUUUUGUCGGUCUACAGAUUCUCGAGACUUAUGAGUCGGGGCAGGAGCUUUGCAACAACUACGGUCCCCGGGACAACGAGGCUCUUCUUCUAGCAUACGGCUUCACCAUUGAAAACAACCCGUUCGACCAUCUUGUUGUCAGUAUCAAAGCGCCGCCUGGGUCGCUUUUGGACGUGGCCCGGCGAACAUGGAAACAGGACGUCAGAUCAGACAUCGAAAGGAGAUGUUUCAUAUUCAACCACAAACAUCCCGAGUCGACGUCAGCGCUAGCACUAGAGUCGUCGCUCUUCUCAUUCGACUUGUUGGACAGUAUCUCAAUCUUGUGCGCUAACGACCGCGAAACUCAGAGCAUGAUGAUGAGGAAUCAGUCACUGAUGAGCUACUGCCUGGCCGAUAAGGCCCAUUUCGAUGACCGUCGCAUUAUAUUGGCGACCUUGAGCCAACUCCUGAGAGAAUGUAUUGCGCGCGCGGAAAGGCUGAGAAACACAGACCCCCGUCGAACUAUUCCUGGUCUAGAGCCUGCCAACUCAAAACAAUACAACGCCAAGGUCUACCGAGACAGUCAGCUGGAGAUCGUCGAAACAGCAGUCGCCCUGUGCAAUUUUGUGCUGAAAACUGCCAUCAGUGGGGCCACGGACGCCGAGCAAAUGUUCACUGGGACGCAGGACCAAGUUUCAUCUUCUGCUUUGGAGAAUUUGAAGCUUCUGAACGAAAAGCACGUUCGACUCACUCGGCCACUUGAACUCCUCAGUCUGGAUUGCUUGAUUGAGAUGAUUCCCAAUUCUGAGUGCGUGCGAAAAUGCUUAGCCAAUUUGAGCCAGCAGCUGCAUAGCAACGCUGAUAGUAAUGGACCGACUGAGGUAUCCAGAUCAGCAAAUUUCAUCAAAAGUCGUCUUGCGGUCACUCUCUCGGCGCUGUACAGCGAAUACGCUCACGGUGUCAAACUCCCACACAGAGUCACUGAAUGGGUCAAACAGCUAGUUACAUGGUAUCCACCGGAUAACGAGUCAUGGGCAUAUGUCCCGCCUCCUGGGCCUUGGACACCCGAAGAAGAACCCCCAGCUGAACUGAUGGACCUACUUGCUGCUCGGGCUGCUCUGUCCCCGAUGAUGGCAGUGGAGUCGAAUGUCAAACGAUGGCUGAGACCAGAGAGGAUAUGCUGGGGAUGGAAUGUCAUGGAGGAAGAGAAGGUGACUGUUCCUGCGUAUCUUGCAGAAGCAGAUUCCAGUGAACCAAGAGAUGGCAGUUCUCUGUUUAUAUAUUGGCAGCGGUACUAG